Molecule: messenger RNA, 642 nt
Organism: Heterotrigona itama
Lineage: Eukaryota; Metazoa; Arthropoda; Insecta; Hymenoptera; Apidae
Source: the annotation of a GenBank genome assembly
AUGAAAGGAAGAGGUUUUACACUUCAUGGUGAAUUUUACGAGGGAAGCUAAAAUACUAAAUCGUUUCGGAAACACCACUAAAAUCCAGGAACCAUACAAAUUCACGCAGAACUGUACAAGAAAAAUGAAAAAAGAAAACGAAUUCUGUUUCGAUACAAGUUACUGUUUCACGGAGUAUUUCCCAACGGAAAUAAAAAAGCAAAAAUACACAGAAUUUUACGAACGAGAGCUGAAAUAAUCGAACCGUUUCGAAAAUGUCAGUAAAAUCCAGAAGAGCCAAAUUCCACUUUACAAAUUCCUCGGCAUAUCUCAUCUUCAAGACAGCCUAAAUCUUAUUCCACGUUCCUCUUCGCGAGACGUGGCGCCUGCAGGCUUGCGAGCAAAGGCUUUGCGAGAAUGCCGCGAUGCCUAGAAAGAGAGAGAGAGAGAGAGAGAGAGAGAGAGAGGAGACUAAUUACAAAGACUCGGAGGAAGGAAACCGGAAACGCGGGCCACUUGCGCGUUUUUCGCCUGGAUCCAUCAGUCACGGGCCGUACUCUCGGCGACGUUAUUCUCGUGGAGGACGUGACCGGUUUCCCUGAGACUUUGCCACUUUGCGAGAAGCCGGAGAAUAAUGGUUUCGGCUCGAGGAAUCAGCACUGC